UCAGUUAGCAAUCUAGUUUAGUAUAGACAUCUGUACCCUAGUCCAAUCGAAUACGCUAUUAUUUGUGUUAGAUUGCAGAGGUAUUUAUAUGUUUAAAACGAGUGUGAUGGACGAUACGUUUAUGAAAUCGACGAUUAUAAUUGAAGGAUUGAAAGAAGAACAAGAAACGAUUGAUUUAAGCUCGAGUUCAGACGCUAGUGAGGUUGUUUGGUUUGAUGACAAUCAAAUUCAUAAAUCAACGAACACAGAAAGACAUUUCUCUUCUAAUUAUAUCAAUGCUAAUAACGUACUUGAUGAUAUGACCAAGACCGAUAUUAAGGCAGAAAAGUUAUCGUCGUCGCAACACGACAUCACUUCGCAACCUGUUUUUAAGGUUAUGUUUCGUGAUGAAAAUAUCUCACGACAAUAUCGGCAAAAAAUAAGAGAUUUCUUACAUACUUUAGUGGAAUCAGAAUUGUUUUGUGAGGAAGAUGUGAAUACAUCAAAUUUGAUAUUAGAAGUUUGGGAUAAAAAUCACCAAGAUAUAUUAUCCAUUAGUUCAAAGAGUAAUAUUGUGUCGUAUAAUGACCACAGUAUAGAAAACAGUGAUUUACCGUUUACAAUUGAUACCCAACCAAAGUUAACAAGUGAUUACGAUAUUCCUACAUACGGAAAGAAAUAUGAGGAUAUGUCCGAAGACUCAGAUUCUGAGACAUCAAAAGAUGUAGCACCAAAAAUAAGUUGUUUUAAUUGUGAAGGUAAUCAUAAUCUACGAGAUUGUCAGUUACCUAGAAAUCAAGCAAAUAUUAAUAAAAAUCGUAAAGAUCAUGCUGUAAAAUACAUGAAAUCAGGAGUACGUUACCAUUUAAAUGAGGAGCAAAAAUUUAGUCAUAUUAUUCCUGGUCAGUUGAGUCAAAAACUACGUGCUGCAUUAGGAUUAAAAGACAAUGAACUACCUAAGCACAUAUACAGAAUGAGAUCACUUGGCUACCCUCCAGGAUGGUUAGAAGAAGUAUGUUUACAACCUUCUGGAUUAUCACUAUUUAAUUCUGAUGGAAUAGCAGAGACUAAUCCAAAUGAAUCACAAGAAAUUACUAUAGAUAUAAAUAAAGAUAAAUAUGAUAUUAAAAAAAUAUACGAUUUUCCUGGUUUUAAUGUGCCGCCUCCUCUUGGUACCAUCGAUGAAAGUUAUAAAUUUUAUGCACCACAAAUGCAUCCUAUACAUAGCAAGGAGACUAUGUUAUUAUGUUUGCAAGGUAAAGAAACAGAUGAUGGUUAUAAGCGUAAAAAAUUAAAACUAUCAUCAUCAAAUGCUUCAGAAAGGAUAUCCUCUGCAAUGGAUAUUGAGGAUACUGAAGAAGUUGCUGUGGAACAUAUACUUGUUAAUGGUCAUAUUGUACCACCAUUACCAAAACAAUUAACUUCACUGCUGCCGCCGCCACCGCCGCCAUCGCCACCACCACCAUUACCAUUACCACCAUCAUUACCACCACCACCACCACCACCACCACCGCCAUCACCACUACCACAAAUAAAUGUAGCAAUAAUAGAACAUUCGGAUUUACGAUCUCAAGAAUUGCUUUCUUAUGAUUCUGCGGAUGACACUACCUUAUCCAGAGCAAACUCGCCAUCUCUAUCCGAAUUAGAAAGCAUGAAAGAACAAUUACUCGUAGAACUUGAAGAAACUAGUUCACAGCCUAAUCCUGAUGCAUCAGUUAAAAACAAUUUGAAUAUUACAUCGGAAGAUAAUAUUCAGCUCAAUCGUUCUCCUACUCUGCAAAAAUCUUUAAAUAUGAGUCAAAAUUCGGUCAAAUCGGUAGACUUAGGUACACCAAUAUUAGAAAGUACAUCUCCAUAUAACAAAUUACCGUCAUCAGAAAAGUUUUCCAAAAACAUUUGCAAUGUUUUAAACUUCGAAAAUUUACCUGAUUCAACGGGUAAGUAUGAACAAAUGACUGGAGUGUUGCAGAAAGUUAGAGAUACUAUGGCAAGAAUUCAUCGAACAUAAAUUUACAAUUUAUGAAUAAACUAAAUGAUAUAAAUGCGCAUAUAUGCAUACAUGCAUUUGUAUUAAAAUAUAUAAUAUUUUGUAACGUUCAUAAACUCUGAUAUUUUGAUGUAAAUAGAAAGAUAUCAUUAGAUACUUGUAAAAAAUUUAAAGCAAAUGUUUUGACAUAAAUAUGUAUACAGUUAUGAUUAAGAAAGUAGUGUAAAAAUACAUUAGCGUUUUUAUAACUUAAA
Odontomachus brunneus is the source of this 2220-nucleotide messenger RNA. Its product is annotated as zinc finger CCHC domain-containing protein 8 homolog. The record is from RefSeq and is a predicted model, not a curated record. Lineage: Eukaryota; Metazoa; Arthropoda; Insecta; Hymenoptera; Formicidae. The coding region runs from base 89 to 1987 and encodes 632 amino acids. Gene Ontology annotation, molecular function: RNA binding. Gene Ontology annotation, cellular component: catalytic step 2 spliceosome. The transcript is spliced from 7 exons.